Molecule: messenger RNA, 3705 nt
Organism: Closterium sp. Naga37s-1
Lineage: Eukaryota; Viridiplantae; Streptophyta; Zygnematophyceae; Desmidiales; Closteriaceae
Source: the annotation of a GenBank genome assembly
AUGUUGGACUCUAUAGCGGAGCAAAACGCGAAGAUGGGAGGCCCCCCGGGAGGGAUUUUGGCGGGAUACACUGACUCAGGAUCAGGUUCGGACGGUGGUUCGGUGAGUGAGGAGAGCGCAGGCGGUGAUUGGCCGAUGCUGGACGCCAUAGAUGAGCAAAACGGCAGGAUGGGAGGCUCGGAAUACGGCUCGGACGGCGGCUUCGAAGGAGGCUGGGAUGGUGGCUUGGAAGGAGGUUCGGAAGGAGAGUGGGUUGACCGGUCAGAUGGAGGUUGGGAAGAUGGUUCGGAUGAAUUUUGGGAAGAUUUUUCGGGCUCGAACUGGUACGACGGCUCGGAUGCAGGCUGGGAUGACGGCUCGGGUGGAGUCUGGGAUGAUGGUUCCGAAGGAAGCUGGGAUGUAGGCUCGGGGGAAGGCUCGGAGGAUGGCUGGGACGAUGGUUCGGACGGAGGUUGGGACGACAGCUCGGAGGGAGGCUGGGACGAUGGUAUGGGAGGUUGGGAUGAUAGCAGCAGCGAUGGCAACAGCACAUGGGAGGGCGACUACGGGAGUGACGACUACGGGAGUAACGACUAUGGGAGUGGAGGUGACGAGUAUUUCGCUGAACCUUCCGAUGCAGAGGACUCGCUUUAUCCCAGUGGCGGCGACUAUUACACUGCUGACAGUGCCGACAGCACUGCCGCACUCAAGCCCAUGGUCCCUCGCACUGCUGCUACUCGCCGCCCGCCACGCGCCGUGGCACGUCCCACGCCUGUUCCUCCGAACCAAGGUACCCGAGCCAAGCCGGUCAAACGCCAAGCCGGGGCUCGAGGCUCGGGCUCUCAAGCCAAGCUGGUGAAGCGUCCGGGAAACUACCACGGCGGUUCGGCCCAUGCCACGCCUGGCCACCACAACGGCAAACCCCGUCCCUCUGCCCACGUGGCAGCAAACCAGCACGCUGAUGAUGCCACUCCUGUCGACCCCCCUGCUGAUGGCGUCCCGAUCCCCCCGGUCCUCCCACCCACCACACCUCCUCCCACAAACGCUCCUCCAAUCGCCCCUCCUCCUACCACCACACCUCCCACCACCCCUCUCCCCACUACCACUCCUCCUACCACCCCUCCCCCCUCCACCACUCCUCCAACCACCCCUCCCCCCACAACCACCCCUCCCCCCACAACCACCCCUCCCCCCACCACCACUCCUCCCACCACUCCUCCCACCACCCCUCCCCCCACAACCACCCCUCCCCCCACUACCACCCCUCCCACAAUCCCUCCUCCCACCACCACUCCUCCUCCCACCGCCGCUCACCACCUGCGCUGCGGCGUGGCCCCAGGCUCACUCCUCAACGCACUCAACUGGGCGUGUGGGCCCGGCGGCGCCGACUGCUCCUCCAUCCAGCCGGGCGGGGCGUGCUUCCAGCCAGGCAACCUCGCCCUGCACGCGUCAGUGGCCUUCAACUCCAUCUUCCACUCCCACGCGCACCGCCCCGGCUCCUGCUUCUUCGGAGGCAAUGCCGUGGUGGUUCCACAUGUGCCCGACUACGCUGCCGGCCCGGCCGCCUGCACCUUCCCGUCGUCCAACGGCCAGUUCUGCGUUGCUGCCUGCCAGGAGAUCCCUGACCCCUACUCUCCCCCUCCGGGCCUCGUUCACCCCGUAUACCCCCAAUACUCCCCCGAGCCGGAUUACCCCCCCAGAGGUGUCGUGGCGCCGGGCGGAGGCGGUAGGGGUGGCUGCGCGGCAGACAUGGGGGCGGUGCAGAGGGCGUUGGACUGGGCGUGUGGGCCGGGCGGGGUGGACUGCUCUCCCAUACUGCCGGGAGGGGCGUGCUGGCAGGGAGAUGGUGCGCUGGUACAGCAUGCGUCUCGCGCCUUCAAUGCAUACUUCUACCGUCACAACCACCAGCCUGGAACGUGCUUCUUUGGUGGCACUGCGGUGGUCGUCCCCCGCGUUCCUGACUAUGCUGCUGGCCCGCCCGCCUGCACCUGGCCCUCGGGAGGCGGUGGCGGGCGGGGCAAAGGCGGAAGGGGUCGCGCGGGGGGAGGAGGAGCCGGGCGGAAAAGACCUCGGAACGAGUUAAUUGACGACGGGGAGCGGGAAGAGUCGUUUUUCGCGCGGGCGGAGGAGGCGGCGGAAGAGGACGCGGAGAUCGGAUCGGACGGGGAGGGGGAGAAUGCGCGCUUGGCGGAGAGCGCGGAGGCGAAGCGCCUGCGCAUUGCGCGGUCGUACCUGACGGAAGUGAAGCGAGCAGCGGCGCUGGCCGCGCGGGAGAAGGCGGACGAAGAGGCGGAAGAGGCGGAGGAUAGAAGCGGGGAAGGGGAGAGCGAAGAUGAGGAGGAGGCGGAGGAAGGGGAUGGAGACGAGGAGGGGGAGGAGGAAGGGGACGAGGGUUUAAGGGAGGAGCAGGACGCGAUAAUAGCUGCCCGAUUAAAGCAAGAUGCGUUAGAAGAGAGCGGCAGGGUGAUCCGGCGAAUCGCAACCCGGUUCAUCCCGUCUACGUCAGCAUCGCCAGGGCAAACAGUGGGACGCAGACAUAAGCAGUCGGUGACAGGUGUCGCGCUCUCAUUGGACGACAGAACGGGCUUCGCGGUGUCAAAAGACGGGCUAAUAGUGGGCUGGGACGUCGAGUCGGGAACCAGCUUUAAGUUUCCCUGGCCCGAAAACUCAAACCCCAACUCCCGGUCGGAUGGGGGCGCGGGGGCAGGUGGUGGAGGCGGAGGCGGAGGCGGAGGCGGAGGGUGGAAUAAAGGGAAGGGGAAGGGGGGGAAGAGCAGCCGGCACGUGCUGAGCGUGAGUGUGAGCGACGACGGGCGCUACCUGGCGGCGGGGGGGCUCGACCGCAUGGUGCACCUGUGGGACGCGCGCACGCGCGCGCACGUCAAGUCGUUUGCGGGCCACAGGGGGGCGGUCAUGUCGCUCGCCUUCCGGCCGGCAUCGCUCGACCUUUUCUCCGCGUCCGCCGACCGCAGCAUCAAGCUGUGGAGCUGCGCUGACGUGGCGUACAUGGAUUCGCUGUUCGGCCACCAGGCGGAGAUAGUGGCGCUACAGGCGCUCAGGCACCCACAGAGGGUCGUGUCCGUGGCGAGAGAUCGGACCUGCCGGCUCUGGAAGGUACCCGAGGAGACACAGCUGGUGUUCAGAGCACCGGCCCCUUCCUGUCUGGACUCGUGUGCCUUCCUCUCGCCCUCCGCGUUCAUCACGGGGGGUGACGACGGGUCGCUGUCGCUCUGGUCCGCCCUCAAGAAGAAGCCCGUGCAUGUCAACUUCGGGUUCGAGGGGUUGGUGCAUGUGACAUUAUCGGGCGCCGUGCAUCACGGCAACAAGGGCGUGGAGGUGUGGCUGCAGACCUUCGCCCCGGGCUACGCCACCAACGUGCGCUCGCAGGAGCAGGACACGGUGGUGGUGGUGCUGAAGGGCGAGGGUGCGCUGCGCUUCCGUCCCAACAGCACAGACCAGGUGUCGCCUGCACCCUUCGCCUCCACGCCCUUCCACCCCAACUCCACCGUCAUCAUUCCGCGCCACACCGUUCAUCAGCUGGUGAACAGCGGCAAGAAGCGCCUGCAGUUCCUGCACAUAUUCAGCAAGCCGCCCAUCAGGUUCAGGGAGUUCACGUCGUGGGAGGAGGCUCAAGGCAAAAAAGUAUUCCCAGGGCCCUUCGACCGCAAGUGCCUUCCUGGCAGCUUCUUCGGCGGGCACAGGGCCCCUCCCAGCCGGGAUGUGUGA